GGGGGAAUAGUGCCCUGUCAUUGGUGUCAGUGGGGGGUAGUGUGUCCCAACAUUGGUGUCAGUGGGAGGAAUAGUACCCCAUCAUUGGUGUCAUGGGGGGGAGGACUAGUGCCCCAUCAUUGGUGUCAGUGGGGGGAGGAUUAGUGUCCCAUCAUUGGUGUCAGUGGGAGGAAUAAUGCCACAUCAUUAGUAUCAGUGACACCAAUGAUGGGCACUAUUCCUCCCACUGACACCAAUGAUGGGCACUAUUCUCCCACUGACACCAAUGA
Staurois parvus is the source of this 269-nucleotide messenger RNA. The record is from the annotation of a GenBank genome assembly. Lineage: Eukaryota; Metazoa; Chordata; Amphibia; Anura; Ranidae.